Molecule: messenger RNA, 6763 nt
Organism: Lacerta agilis (Sand lizard)
Lineage: Eukaryota; Metazoa; Chordata; Lepidosauria; Squamata; Lacertidae
Gene: KIDINS220
Product: kinase D interacting substrate 220
Exons: 31
Coding region: 213-5582 (1789 amino acids)
Molecular function (GO): protein binding
Source: RefSeq, a predicted model, not a curated record
CGUGACCGCGCCGAGAACGGAGAGAGGGGCGGAGAAGGCAAGAUGGCUGCCGCCGCUACUCGCGGGGAGUGGUGAAGGAGGAGGAGAAGCUCCAGAUCCUCGCCGGGCUCUGAGGCGGCCCUGACGCUGCCACUACGACCACCUUCGCCCUCUUCCUCCAUCCAGGGUCUCCCGUUCUUGCUAAUAACUAGCGUUGUGGAGUUUGGCUAAAGAUGGCGAGUCUCGUGUCUCAGAGCUUGGUGACAUAUGUAGAAGAAGAAAAUGUUCCUGCUUUGAAGGCACUUCUUGAGAAGUGCAAAGAUGUGGAUGAGAGGAAUGAGAAUGGUCAGACUCCGUUAAUGCUAGCUGCUGAGCAAGGCAACUUAGAAAUUGUCCAAGAAUUGAUAAAGAAAGGUGCCAACUGCAACUUGGAAGAUGCAGAUAACUGGACAGCUCUUAUCUCAGCUGCUAAAGAGGGGCAUGCUGCCAUCGUGUCAGAGCUACUUAAUUGCAAUGUGAACAUGGAACAUCGAGACAUGGGUGGAUGGAACGCCCUUAUGUGGGCAUGCUACAAAGGCUGUACUGAAGUAGCUGAACUGCUUCUUGAAAAGGGAGCAAACCCCAACAUCACUGGCCUGCAAUACAGUGUCUAUCCAAUAAUUUGGGCAGCAGGACGAGGCCACUCUCGUAUAGUACAACUUUUACUGCAUCAUGGAGCUAAGGUCAACUGCUCUGACAAGUAUGGUACUACACCACUGAUCUGGGCUGCAAGAAAAGGUCAUCUGGAAUGCGUGAAGUAUUUGCUGCAUAUGGGAGCGGAUGUUGAUCAAGAAGGAGCUAAUUCCAUGACUGCACUUAUAGUAGCAGUAAAAGGUGGUUUCACAGAUUCGGUAAAAGAAAUCCUGAAAAGGAAUCCAAAUGUCAACUUAACAGAUAAAGAUGGAAACACAGCUUUGAUGAUUGCCGCAAAGGAGGGACAUACUGAAAUUGUUCAGGACCUCUUAGAUGCAGGAACCUACGUGAAUAUUCCUGACAGGAGUGGAGAUACUGUGCUGAUUGGGGCUGUCCGAGGUGGUCAUGUUGAAAUUGUGAGAGCCUUGCUUCAUAAGUAUGCAGAUAUAGACAUUAGAGGGCAGGAUAAUAAAACUGCUUUAUACUGGGCUGUUGAGAAAGGAAAUGCUACCAUGGUUAGAGAUAUCUUGCAGUGCAACCCAGACACUGAAAUAUGUACAAAGGAUGGAGAAACACCUCUUAUAAAGGCCACCAAGAUGAGAAAUAUUGAAAUAGUUGAGCUUCUACUUGACAAAGGAGCUAAAGUUUCUGCUGUAGACAAGAAAGGAGACACCCCACUUCAUAUUGCUAUUCGUGGGAGAAGCCGUAGGCUUGCAGAAAUGCUUUUAAGAAAUCCUAAAGAUGGUAGACUGCUUUACAGGCCCAAUAAAGCUGGAGAGACACCUUACAAUAUUGACUGUAGCCACCAGAAAAGUAUUUUAACUCAGAUAUUUGGAGCUCGACACUUAUCUCCGACAGAGUCUGAUGGAGAUAUGCUGGGUUAUGAUCUUUAUAGCAGUGCACUAGCCGACAUUCUUAGUGAGCCAACUAUGCAGCCACCCAUCUGUGUUGGGCUGUAUGCCCAGUGGGGGAGUGGGAAAUCUUUUCUGCUCAAGAAACUUGAAGAUGAAAUGAAAACUUUUGCUGGGCAGCAGAUUGAACCUUUGUUCCAAUUUUCCUGGCUGAUUGUGGUCCUUACGCUUUUGUUGUGUGGUGGUGUUGGUUUGCUGCUUUCAUUCACUUUGGAUGCAAAACUUGGAAUAGCAGUGGCACUGAGCUUACUGGCACUGCUAUAUGUAUUUUUUACUGUGAUAUACUUUGGUAGCCGAAGAGAAGGAGAGAACUGGAAUUGGGCAUGGGUGUUAAGUACAAGGUUGGCAAGACAUAUUGGCUACAUGGAGUUGCUUCUUAAACUUAUGUUUGUGAACCCACCUGAGCUGCCAGAGCAAACAACUAAAGCCUUACCUGUAAGAUUUUUAUUUACAGAUUACAAUAGGCUAUCCAGUGUUGGCGGAGAAACUUCAAUGGCUGAAAUGAUUGCCACACUCUCAGAUGCCUGCGAGAGGGAAUUUGGUUUCUUAGCAACACGUCUUUUCCGAGUAUUCAAGACUGAAGAUACUCAAGGUAAAAAGAAAUGGAAGAAAACUUGUUGCCUCCCAUCCUUCGUUAUUUUCCUUUUCAUUCUGAGCUGCAUUGUUGCUGGGAUCACUCUUCUAGCUUAUUUUAAAGUGAAUCCUGAAAACAUGACAGUGAAUGCUAUUCUGAUAUCAUUUCUAUGUGUUGUGGGUUUGGGCUUCAUCUUGAACUGUCGCACGUGGUGGCGAGUGAUGGACUCAGUCUUGAACUCACAGAGAAAACGGCUUCAUAAUGCUGCUUCAAAGCUACACAAGCUGAAAAGUGAGGGGUUUAUGAAAGUUCUUAAAUGUGAAGUGGAACUGAUGGCAAAGAUGGCAAAAACCAUUGAUAGCUUUACUCAGAAUCAAACCAGGCUUGCAGUAAUUAUUGAUGGAUUGGAUGCAUGCGAGCAGGACAAAGUUUUACAGAUGCUGGACACAGUUAGAGUCCUGUUUUCCAAAGGCCCAUUUAUUGCAAUUUUUGCUAGUGACCCACACAUCAUCAUAAAGGCAAUUAAUCAGAACCUGAACAGUGUGCUCCGUGACUCAAAUAUAAAUGGGCAUGAUUACAUGAGAAAUAUCGUACACUUACCUGUCUUUCUUAACAGCCGUGGACUCAGUAGUGCUAAAAAGAUGAUGGUAGCUGCAACCACAAAUGGAGAUGUCCCAUACUCAGAUGGUUCAGGAUUCCAUGAAGAAGUCGAUCGAAGGGUUUCACAGAAUAGCCUGGGAGAUGUGACCAAGCUUGGAAGCAAAACAGCUCUCAACAGGCGGGACACUUACAGAAGAAGACAAAUUCAGCGUACCAUUACACGUCAAAUGUCUUUUGAUCUGACUAAGCUUUUGGUUACAGAAGACUGGUUCAGUGAUAUUAGCCCGCAGACUAUGAGGCGAUUGCUAAAUAUUGUUUCUGUGACAGGUCGUUUACUGAGAGCUAAUCAGAUCACUUUCAACUGGGAUAGACUGGCUAGCUGGAUCAACUUAACAGAACAGUGGCCAUACAGGACUUCUUGGCUCAUAUUGUAUUUGGAAGAAACAGAAGGUGUUCCAGAUCAGCUAACGUUAAAAACUAUCUAUGAGAGAAUUUCAAAGAAUAUUCCAACAACUAAAGAUGUCGAACCUCUCCUUGAAAUUGAUGGGGAUAUUCGCAACUUUGAAGUAUUUUUGUCUUCACGAACUCCAGUCCUUGUAGCACGUGAUGUAAAAACCUUUCUUCCAUGUACAGUGAACCUCGAUCCAAAACUCCGAGAAAUUAUUGCAGAUGUCCGUGCUGCAAGAGACCAAAUUAACAUUGGAGCGAUCCCAUAUCCCACGUUACCUUUGCAAGAGGCAGCUCCUAGAGCAUCAUCAGUGUUUAGCCAACCUUCCUCAGCCUGCUCUUCAACACACUCCUUUAAUGGGCCUUUUAAUGCAGGAGUUGUAUCUCCACAGCCUCACAGCAGCUACUACAGCGGCAUGACUGGACCUCAGCAUCCAUUCUAUAAUAGACCAUUCUUUGCCCCAUAUGUUUACAUGCCAAGGUAUUAUCCUGGCAGUUCUCAUCUCAUCUCACGUCCAUCACUAAAAACGAGUAUGUCCAGGGAACAGAGCAGUGGUCUAGAUGUUAUCAAGGAGGAGGAUGCUGAGUGGCUUCCUUCACCCACAGACCCCUCAAUGCAGUGUAAAACUGGGUUAAACAGACAGAGACAGGGAACAGGCUCAGGAGCACCCCAAGUGCCUUUGAGCUCGAUGACGGUCGACGCUGUGUGCGAGAAGCUGAAACAGAUCGAAGGACUUGACCAGAAUAUGCUGGCUCAGUACUCUGCAACUAUAAAGAAGGCCAAUAUAAAUGGUCGAGUUUUAGCACAGUGCAACGUUGAUGAACUGAAGAGAGAGAUGAACAUGAAUUUUGGCGACUGGCAUCUCUUCAGAAGUGCAGUGCUUGACUUGAGAAAUGUUGAGAGUCAGGCUGCCCAUGAAGAUUCCCGGGCAGCGAAUGAACACACCAGUACCAUACCUCAUAAUGAUCUUGCUCGUCGUCCUGCACUGAACACUGAAUUGCCUCAUACUGAACUGACUGGUCUUCCGGGUCAAGCCCCCUAUGCUCUCAACUUCAGUUUUGAAGAGUUGAACACCAUUGGUUUAGAAGAAGCCCCUCCACGUCAUAGUAACCUGAGUUGGCAGUCACAGGCCCGUCGGACUCCAAGUCUUUCAAGCCUGAAUUCUCAAGAUUCUAGUAUUGAAAUUUCAAAGCUUACCGAUAAGGUACAGGCAGAAUAUAGAGAUGCAUAUAGAGAAUAUAUUGCUCAAAUGUCACAAUUAGAAGGGGGUGCCAGUUCUAGCACGGUGAGUGGUAGAUCUUCCCCUCACAGUUCAGCAGCCUUCUAUAUGGGCCAGAGCACAUCAACAGGCUCCCUUCAUUCCAGUGUGGAACAAGAUAAGGGAAAGGAUGCUGAGCAAAAGCAAGACGAUGGAAGGAAGUCCUUCUUGAUUAAACGGAAUGAUGUUGUAGAUUAUAGUACAUCAGGUGUGUCUACUAGCGAUGCUUCUCCAUUGGAUCCCAUCACGGAAGAAGAUGAAAAAUCAGAUCAGUCUGGCUCCAAACUUCUCCCAGGGAAGAAAUCUUCUGAAAGAACCAGCAUUUUCCAAGCUGCAGACCUGAAGCUGAAGGGUGUAGCUCUGCGCUAUCAGAAACUUCCAAGUGAUGAAGAUGAGUCUGGAACAGAAGAAUCUGAUAACACUCCCCUCCUCAAGGAAGGUAAAGACAGAAAAGUCGAAGGGAAAACAGAGAAGCAGCCCAAAUCUCCAGAACAUGGGUCUGAGCCCAUUAGAACCCUGAUUAAAGCAAAGGAGUACUUGACGGAUGCUCUUCUCGACAAAAAGGAUUCCUCUGACUCUGGGGUAAGAUCCAGUGAAAGUUCUCCAAACCACUCUCUCCACAACGAUACAGAUGACUCCCAGCUCGAAAAAGCAAAUCUCAUUGAGCUUGAAGACGAUGGCCGCAGUGGGAAACGGGGAAUCCCCCUCAGCUUGAGCGGCCUUCAAGACGCAACCAUGGCACGUAUGUCAAUCUGCUCAGAAGACAAGAAAAGCCCUUCGGACAGCAGCUUAAUAGCGAGCAGCCCUGAAGAGAACUGGCCAGCAUGCCAGAAAGCCUACAAUUUAAACCGAACACCCAGCACAGUCACGCUGAAUAACAACAGCGCCAACCAGCCAACCAACCGAGCUAAUCAGAAUUUUGAGGAGAUUGAGAGCAUGAGAGAGCAUUCUCAGAUCAUUUUGUGCCCUGGACCGAGUCCUAAUUCUGUUCCGGUUCAAAAUGAUAACAUCAAAGGUGUGGCCCAUAAGCGUAGCCAGCGCUCGAGUUAUGCCAGGCUUUCGAAAGAUUCUUCUGAGCUCCUUACUGUUACCGGGUCUGAUGCUGCAGGCUUUGGAGAAGAGAGGGAAAGUAUUCUUUAAAAGAGAUCCAAGCUAAAACAUAUAGUGCUUAAAUACUUUUUAGACAUGCUGGCUCUUGGCCAGGCCUAUAAAUCUUCUCUUACCAAGGCUUGGUUCCCUGUCCUUUUUUCACUUGUGAAUUUCCAUAUCAAGUGAAGGACAGAAUCCAGCUGAAGUUCAGCAUGUUUGAGUCCCAUAGAUUUCAAUGGGAGAGAUUCAACCACUUGCUUAAAAUUAGGCAAAACAAAACCAGUGUUUCCUCUUUAAAUAAAAGCUUAACUUUUCCAGUGUGAGUACAAAUUCCUUAGUCCACAUGUUGAAAAGGGAAAUGCCUUAAACAUUUGGAUGAUCUCACAAAGGCAAAAACGAAUAGUUUAUCUGCAUAUCAUAAGGUUCAGUACUACUUAUUUGUUUAGAAAUAGGAGGAAGGAAUGUCUCACAUCAAACGAAGCGGAAGGCUCAGACUGUUACGAACCUGAAACUAUGGAAACAACUGUUAAUUUGCAUUUUCCAAUUCUAUGUGUGACACCUUUAAAAGUCUUGAUGGUUUAAGUAUUGAUGUAGAGUGGUCAAAGUACAAGUGUUCUUUGUUCCUUCUAAGCAGUGCAGUCUUUGGGGAUGUGUCAUGUGUGUGACUCUAGUUUUAAUGGAUUACUGCAUGUUGGACAUGUUAGCUGUGGCUGAGAUUUGGACGUAAUUGAUGAACAGCACAAUCCUGCACAUGUCUACUCAGAAGUACGCCCCUUUGAUUUCAGUGGGGCUUACUUCCAGGUAAUUUUGUAUAGGAUUUCAGGCUGUAUUCUCUGUUUGUUGUAGAUGGUGCCCACAGUAGUAUUGAAGUAAUUGAACAAAGUAGCCGUGGUCAUGGUGUUAGGUGAAGCCAGUUUGGGUGUAGUCUUUGGAGCUAUUAUGAAUAUUUACAGUUUUCAGAAAUCAUGGCCUUUGAUUAAUAGGUUUGAUCGGAUUGUAGAAAGUCUGAGGAAUGAGAAAUUGUCGUUACCUCAAGAGUAAGUAAAAAAAAAAAUCUAACAUUUGGCAUUGUGCAACAAAACGGUACAUAAUUUCCCCCCUUCUGUUUCUAGUAUUGUGCCUGUAAUGUCAGUAAUUUGUUCUGCAGAUGAAAUAUGCAGGAAUUUGAAUAUGAUCAGUGAACCAUGUGUAUUCCACUAGCACCGAGAGGACAAUAAAAUAAUAAGCAUGAU